AUGGUCUCUUCUACCCGUGUCAUCUUUGGCACUGUUCUUUCAGGACGAGACAUUGACUUGAUCAAUUCUGAUAGAAUUGUCGGCCCCAUGAUUAAUGUAUGCCCGUUUCCGAUCGAGAUCGAUGAAGAGCGGAGUGCGGCCGCAUUAUUAGCCGGAGUACAGGAGAAACUGCUAAAUAUACAGGAAUUUCAGUGGUCAGCAUCCAAAUACCUGACUGAGAACAUCUCUUCGACUUUGCAGUCAGACAUGUUUAGCAGCCUUGUCGCUAUGCAAGUCAAUCUACAGAACCGAUUCGGUAACAGUAGACAUCGAACAUACGACUGGGACUGGACGCUUAAGGCCAAGAGCGAAUUUCCACUGAUAUUAGACGUGGAAGAACAAGGCGACGAGUGUCUCAGGAUACGCAUUGUGUAUGAUCAUCAACCCCUUGGCAAGAAUUAUGUCAAAACCCUAGUUAACCAUUACCAAAACAUUGUCGACCAAGUGUUGCAAAGUGACAAGUCUACCGUCGGCAGUGUACUGGGCAGGAUAAUGGAUCCGGACGAGUAUUGCCGGUUGACUAGACCCCAUAAUCAGUUUUACACAUACUUCGAAGGCGCAGACAACCUUGUCACAGCCAUUUGCAACGCAGUUCGGCAAUGGCCAGACUUGGUUGCUGUGCAGUCUGGCCGCGAAGCUCUAACCUACAUGGAGCUUGAUGAUGUAUCCAGUAGAGCUGCAUGUGGGCUCAAGGAAAUACUCGCUCAUGCAAUUGCACUUCAGCAUUUUGGGAUUCUUUCGUACAUCUCAUUUCCUGCAGCUCGCCUAGAAGCUGGGCCUGGACGUCACACCGCCCAAAAUUUGUCUGUCGGAUUCGAUACUUGUGUUGCCGAGAUAUUUGGCGCCCUCUGUUACGGCGCGACGUUGGUUCCUCGACAUGACGAUCUAUUCUCUCAUCUCCAAACCGUAGACGCAACCUUGACAACCCCGUCUAUCCUGGGCGCUUUAGAUCCCAAAGACUUUGCAAAGCUGGAAAUGAUUGUAGUCGGUGGAGAAUCUAUUCCUUCGGCUCUACUUGAACGAUGGGGACCGGGCAGAAAAGUGUUCAAUAGUUAUGGACCGAGUGAAUGCACUAUCGGUUCCACCUUCUGUCCGCUUUUCAUUGACCAGCCUAUCACGCUUGGUCGACCCAUCCCAAGAAUGAAUGUCUACAUAUUAGACGAGGAUCUCAGACCUGAGCCAGUCGGCGUUCCCGGUGAAAUUGCCUCGCAGGUAUACAAGUGA
This is a messenger RNA of Metarhizium brunneum ARSEF 3297, 1263 nucleotides long. NCBI's taxonomy places the organism in Eukaryota, Fungi, Ascomycota, Sordariomycetes, Hypocreales, Clavicipitaceae. The record is from RefSeq and is a predicted model, not a curated record.